GUACAUUCUCUGUUUUUGUAAAGUUCGCAAGAUUGAAGUAAGAAAAGAUCGGUGCAUGUUGGGAAGAAGAAUUUGGGAUCAAAACGAAAAUGGCAGUGAGCAUUUCCUUAGCCAAGAAUGUCAUCUUCAACCUCUGCAAGCCCAAGGCGGCCUUCGCCAACUCUUCUCCUUCGUUGUUUCUCAAUAAAUCCACCAAAAUUUCAUCCCUCUCUUUCUCUACUUCUGCUUCUAAACAUCCAUCUUGGGAUGGAAAUGGCGUGGAUCCAAACAGAGACUCGAGGGCGGACUAUGCGUAUGAAGAUGCGAAGGAACGAGCGAAGGAAGGGGCCAAAGAAAUGAAGGAGAAGGCGAAGGAAAACACGCAGGAGGCCAAAGAGAAGGCGGCGGAGAAAGCAAAAAGAGCCUCAGAGACGGCCUCGGCAGCGAAGGAGAAGGUAAAAGACUACGCACGUGAUGCCAAGGAGAAGGCAAAGGAAGGAACGUACCGGGCGACGGAGACAGUGGAGGAGGCGACGGAGAGAGCGAAGGAGGGUGCAAAGGGGAUGAAGGAGAAGACGGAGGAGAUGGCGAAGGAAGGGACAAAUAAGGCGACGGAGACGGUGCAGAAUAUUGGGGAGAAAGCGAAGCAGACGGUGCAAGGAGCGUGGGAAGCUGCAAAGGAUACGACGAAUAAGAUGAAGGAGAAGGUAAUGGGGACAAAUAAUGAAGAAGAGGUUGAAGAAGGAAGGAGGGGGAAGGUGAUGGAUGAAGAUGUUGUGGAGCUUAGGAGAAAGGCUGGGAACAAGUAUGAUGAAUGAAUGGAAAUAUAUUUUCAAAUUUCAAAUAAUGUGGUUUGAUCAGUUCUGUUUCCCUAUUUUGGUUCUUUAAUUUCUGCUAACAUCAGUUGGAAUGAAUGUUCUUUUCUUUUAAGGAAUAUAAAUAAAGUAGAUUUUGAAACAAAAA
Cucumis melo (muskmelon) is the source of this 942-nucleotide messenger RNA. RefSeq names its product ABA-inducible protein PHV A1-like. The transcript has 2 exons. The record is from RefSeq and is a predicted model, not a curated record. Bases 90 to 797 code for a protein of 235 amino acids. NCBI's taxonomy places the organism in Eukaryota, Viridiplantae, Streptophyta, Magnoliopsida, Cucurbitales, Cucurbitaceae.